Tarenaya hassleriana is the source of this 1137-nucleotide messenger RNA. Its product is annotated as SUN domain-containing protein 2-like. The coding region runs from base 130 to 921 and encodes 263 amino acids. The record is from RefSeq and is a predicted model, not a curated record. NCBI's taxonomy places the organism in Eukaryota, Viridiplantae, Streptophyta, Magnoliopsida, Brassicales, Cleomaceae. The transcript is spliced from 2 exons.
CAUAAGAAAUGAUUUCGUACGUAGAAAUGUAAUAUCUGUAGUGGAGCUGUUUCGCUUGAAUUUCAAGAAGAGAUCUGCGACGAAUGAAAAUUUGGAUCUACGUGUUUGAUCUGGAAAGUUCUGAGCUUUAUGUCCCAGAGACAUCUGGAAUCGUCUUCGCGGAACUCCCUUGAAUCCUGCACCUUGCAGCUCCUCUCAUGGCGUCCGUUUCACGGAGCCGCUCCCAAAACCCUAGACCCGUCUGAGCCGCAGAAACCCUUCAGCUCCACCAAUGGGUUUCACUCCACUCCCAAGCGGCCUUGCCUCUCUGACCGCUCCACCUCUUUCUCCAUCGAAGCCAUCAGCCGCCUCUCUCUCGCCGACGACGACAACUGCGGAGGCGGUGGUGGGAAAGCUCCGGCGUCUAAUUACAAGAAGGGAAGUCUCCGGCUGGUGGCGAGGAAGCGGCGGCGUCGCGGGUCGAGAUCGGUGUCGGGCAGGAGCAGCGAUCGGAGCGCGAAUCGGAGGUGCUGCUCCGUCGGAGCUCACGGGACCUGCUCGGAUUUUCCGUUCACCGUCGGUACGGAUUCGAGCGGAGAGCUAUUCGGCGACGUGAGCUGGGCUUCCGACGUGAGCGAGGUGCGGAAUUCCGGCGGCGGAGGAGGGAACGGGGAGAAGGAAGGCGGCGGCGGAGGAUUCGGGAUGGGGAUCGAGCCGAUGGGAAGCGAAUCCGGGUACGGGAGCGAGCCCGGGUACAGAGGGGAUGCUGAAUUCGGGUAUGGCGAUGAGUUCGAUGAAGAAGAAGAAGAUGCUAAGCUGAUGUUCUGGGGAGAUUCAAGAAUGGAGGUGGUCGGGGAGAAGGAAUUCUCGGACAAGAAAGCUCACAACAGGUGCCGCCGCAAGAAGCAUGACUACCGAACUCUUGACGAUUCCAUGAGAUAACCACACGGCCAUUUGCCAUCCAUAAUCUCUUAUCAAACUCCAAGUUUUCCCCUUCAUUGUUAUUUCUUUGAAGACUAGCAAAAAUGGUGAAAAGUUUUUUUUUUCUCUCUCUAGUGAAAAAAACCCCUACUUGACCAUUGGGUUUGAGUCAAUAUGAUUUGGGAAGACGAGCAUUGUAUAACAUCAAUAUAGGAGUUUUACAUGUUUUAUUAUUGA